GGGCGCCGCGUCGCCGGCACCAUGCGCCCCCCGCCCACGCUGGCCCUGGCCGCGCUCUGCCUCCUGGCGCUGCCCGCCGUCGCCGCUGCCGCCGCCUACUUCGGCCUGACUGGGCGGGAGGUCCUGACGCCCUUCCCAGGCCUGGGCACUGAGGCAGCCCCAGCACAGAGCGGCAUCCACUUGAAGCAGUGCGACCUGCUGAAGCUGUCCCGAAGACAGAAGCAGCUCUGCCGGAGGGAGCCGGGCCUGGCUGAGACCCUGCGGGACGCGGCCCACCUUGGCCUGCUGGAAUGUCAGUUCCAGUUCCGGCAUGAGCGCUGGAACUGCAGCCUGGAGGGGAGGACCGGCCUGCUCAAGAGAGGUUUCAAGGAGACGGCCUUCCUGUACGCGGUGUCCUCGGCCGCCCUCACCCAUGCACUGGCCCGAGCGUGCAGUGCUGGGCGCAUGGAGCGCUGCACCUGUGAUGACUCCCCUGGCCUGGAGAGCCGGCAGGCCUGGCAGUGGGGUGUGUGUGGUGACAAUCUCAAGUACAGCACCAAGUUUCUGAGUAACUUCCUGGGGCCCAAGAGAGGAAGCAAGGACCUGAGGGCACGGGCUGAUGCCCACAACACCCACGUGGGCAUCAAGGCCGUGAAGAGUGGCCUCAGGACCACCUGUAAGUGCCACGGCGUGUCGGGCUCCUGUGCCGUGCGCACCUGCUGGAAGCAGCUCUCACCAUUUCGUGAGACGGGCCAGGUGCUGAAGCUGCGCUACGACUCGGCCGUCAAGGUGUCCAGCGCUACCAAUGAGGCCUUGGGCCGUCUGGAGCUGUGGGCACCUGCCAAGCCAGGCAGCCCCACCAAGGGCCUGGCACCCCGGCCCGGGGACCUGGUGUACAUGGAGGACUCCCCCAGCUUCUGCAGGCCCAGCAAGUACUCGCCGGGCACAGCGGGAAGGGUGUGCUCCCGGGAGGCCAGCUGUGGCAGCCUGUGCUGCGGGCGCGGCUAUGACACCCAGAGCCGCCUGGUGGCUUUCUCCUGCCACUGCCAGGUACAGUGGUGCUGCUAUGUGGAGUGCCAGCAGUGUGCGCAGCAGGAGCUCGUGUACACCUGUAAGCGCUAGGCGGCUGCCCCAGAGCCCGCCUGCACUGCCAGGACCUCCACGGCCCGCUUGCACAACUGCCUGCACACACCGAUACACGCACCAGUGCACACCGUGUGCGGCUCAGCGCUCCUCCCUCCACAGACCCUCGGCCUACCUCUGCCUCCCUCAACACUCAGCAAAGAGAAACAGGGCCUUGCCCCUGAACCCAAGGGUCCCUGACCUUGUUGAGGACUUGAAGCAGGAGGGCAGACUGGGAAGGGACAGGGAGGAAAACAAGGGAGAGCAAGAGGAGGGCAUGAAUAGGUUGUGCAGCGGGGAGAGGUUAUCUGGCCAUCUCAAUUCCCCGGAUGUGUGGCCUGGAGCCAGCAAGCCAUUGGGGGAACACAGGGGAGGCAGUGCCAGCUGGAAGCACAUUUAGGCUUUUGUCUGGGAUGGGCCAGUCCAGUCCCCUGGCCCUACUCAGAUUGCAGCGAGCCCUGGGUGCCCUAUGUUUGUACCGCACCAGGGGCUUUGCUGUGCUGGAGAUGGUGGUGGGAGCUACUUGCUUAGAGCAAGAAAAGCUUUCUGCUUGAGUGGACCCAAGUUGGGUACAUGCCCCAGGUUCUUCAAACAGGCCUGAAUUGAGGCUUCAUGCUUGUCUCUACAGCUGAGUUACCCACAGCCGCUCACCCUGCUCAAUUAGACCAGCAAGGCAGAUAGGAUGGGAGACAGUGGCCCCUCCUCAUUUUCCCUGAUGGUCAAAGGGACCUUUAGUUGCAGCCCAGAGGAGGGUGACAGCUUUCUGGUACCCAGUAGAAGCGCAGUGUUCCAGCCUGAUAUAGCACUCAUUCUGGCCACCUCCCCACAGCUGGGGUGCCCUGGGCUGGGAGGCCCCCACACCUGCUGACGUUGGUGAUGCAGAAGAGCUGUUGGCUCGUGAACUGGGAUUUGGGUUCCAUUUCUACUCUCGUGGCUGCUUAUCCAAUUCAGGCUUUUGCUCUGGCAGAGACUUUGCUAAGCCUGGCCCCUCACUUGGGCUUCUACCUGAGGAAUAGAAGUGACUUUGCUAACUUCCUUGGGUGCUGUGGACAUUUCCAGGGCCACCUACGAAGGCUCUGUGUGGAAGGAGAGAAACUGGCUCACGCGCACAGGCAACCCACACGCAUCUGACACUGGAACCAGGCAGGGAGUCCCGUGGAGCGGCUCACAUCUCCUCUGCUGCAGGAUGAAGACCUCACAGGGGUCAUUCUGCUGGAGGUUAUGUGCUUCACCACAGUAGGGCCUGAGGCCAGCCAGAAGGAAGUGACCUCCUUCGGGAAGCUCUGGGACACUUGGCCAGCCCCACCGCACCCCUCCUGUAAGCUUCCUUUCCUCCUGAACCCAGGGUUCCUGACCCUCUGCUGAAACAGGAAACUUCAGAAUCAGCCAAGUGCUCAGAACCCUCAUUGAUGCCAGUUCCAGGAAGAAAGCCCCAUGGCUGGGCCCAGCAGCCUCCCCGAGACCUCCAGGGGCCUGCAUGAGCCACCCUGUCUCCAGUGGCUCAGGGCAGCCUGGGGAUGCUAGAAGGAUCUUGGAUGGCAGAGGCUCCAAUAAGAAGCUGAACUGACCUGAGACUACUCACUAGAUUGACUUUGCUGACCCAAGCAGCUGGCCCACAUCUUGGCAGGAGGAGGAAAAAACCAUCAAGGGCCCACUUUCUAGUUUUUUUCUACUUCCCUGCUGAUUUGAGACUUGUUCUCUGCCCGCCCAUCUGUCUUGCUCCUCUGUGACCCCAGCUCUGCCUCCCCUGGCUCAGGCUUGGGCAUAAGGCAGCAGAGGCUGCACAGAUUGGAAGAGGGACUUGGAAACAACCUGAGGCCCAGGGCUCCCUGACCUACCACCCCCACCAUCUGCACCCCAACUCUAUGGCUGGAAGGGUUGGGGUUGCAGGAGGAUAAAGGGUAGACUCAGAGGACCUCAGCUAAGGCUGGCCACUGACCCUGGCACCUCAGGCCGUGGGUCUGGGUGCAGGUUCUGAGGGUGCCUCAGUUUAUAGGGUCCUCUCAGUGCAGCCCUCUCCUUCCCUUCUCGUUCCUUGAUCUCAGCCCUUUCUCUUUCACUUACCCUGAGAGACCCACCUCAGCCCAAUUGGGACCCCCAAGGGACCAGAGCAGCCACUGUCCCUUCCUUCACUAGCUUUAAGGGAAAAAAGCUCACAGGGUAUUAUUGUCUACCUCACAUAUAUAGUUUUUAGAGCAAACAAGAAUAAUUUAUAUAGCUAAGAUAUAUGGGAAAGUAUUUAUGUUAUUUAUAUAGUUUCUCUAUUUCAUGAGCAGCGUAUAUGGGGUUUGUGCUUCCCCUGAAAUCCUGUGUCUUGGGAGAUAUGGCUUGACCUGACUGGGUCCCCCCCCCCACUCAACUGGACACCAGGUGGCCAGGAAGUCACAUAAGCUCCUGUAUCCUAUGACCAUGAUGGUCCGUCUCGGAGCUGGUGAGCAUGUGUCCCCUCUGUGAUGAGUCCUGCUGGACUUGAUCCAGAUGCUCCUUGUGAUGUCUUUGCAGAUUCUCUGCCCCUCUGAGUCCCAAACCCCUUCUUCUGCUCGAGCAAAGGUGUUCUGUUCAUAAUAAUGACAAGAAUGAUGACACCUGGCUUUUGUGAAGCAAUUUCAAUUUUCAGAAAUACUUCUAUCUCUUUAAUCCCCCUUGAUUUCCUCAUUAUCCCUGUGAGGUCGUUGGGGGCCACAUUACUGUGCCCAUUUUCCAGAUGAGGCACAUCUUAUUUUCCAGAAAAGACUUGUUCAGUGAAUAGUUAGUGAAUGUCUACUGGACCAGGCGCUGUGGGAGCCGACCUAUCCUGAGCCUGGGAGCCAAAGCCUAGAUCCCUCCUGAGCCCAAGGACCCAGGAAGUGGCUUCUUUCCUGACCUCUUGGAUCUGGAUGUCAUGUCAGCAUUUCUUCCAAGCUGAGUCCCAAGUCUCAGAGACUGGGACUGCCUGAGAGGCCUUGAGAGACCAGGACCCCACUGAGGUCAUUCCAGGGGAACCUUCUUGCCCUGGAAGUUUGGGCUACACCACUGGGCCCCUCCUAGCCCACAGAUGUGUUUUGUUUGCUCUCAUUUGUGUUUUUCCUUUAAAAAGGAAUUGCUUUCUGGAUUUUUCUUGAAGAAUCAGUUACACUGGGAAACUAGGCCUGCUUUCCCACCUGGCCACAGUCAGCCAGCAUGAGGGAGCCCUAUUAGACAGGAUGCACGGCGGGGGGGGUCCCCAACUUGUGACACUUCCUGCCCCAGCCCUCCUCAUCAUGCGUGCUCCUGCCUGGCUCUCCUGAGUAGAGUCUGUUCCUAGUCUAGAUGAGUUCAGCAACCCUGGCAUCCACUGUCAGACGAAGGACGAGGACGCACAGACCCAUGCCAACCCUGGAGAUUAUUUCUUGCCCUCUAAAGUUUCCUUUCCCAACAACCAUGAACUUCCAAAGCUUUUUAUCUCAGCACAUUUUUAGAAUUACAAUGGGAAUUAGCAUUUAUUGAGUGCCUGAUGGAUUCAUUCAUUCAAGCAACAAUUAUUUAGGGAGCUCCUACAGAAUACCAGGUUCCACCCUAGGUGCUAGGGUGCAGCAGCGUAUAAGACCAAAUCCUAGCGUUGUGAGGCUGACAUCCUGGUGGGGAAGAAAGACA
Messenger RNA from Marmota monax (woodchuck), 4713 nucleotides. RefSeq names its product Wnt family member 9B (gene Wnt9b). The record is from RefSeq and is a predicted model, not a curated record. Gene Ontology annotation, biological process: canonical Wnt signaling pathway; multicellular organism development; cell fate commitment. Gene Ontology annotation, cellular component: extracellular region. Lineage: Eukaryota; Metazoa; Chordata; Mammalia; Rodentia; Sciuridae. Gene Ontology annotation, molecular function: cytokine activity; frizzled binding. The coding region runs from base 22 to 1101 and encodes 359 amino acids. The transcript has 4 exons.